This is a messenger RNA of Mollisia scopiformis, 1390 nucleotides long. RefSeq names its product NAD(P)-binding protein. Bases 217 to 1149 code for a protein of 310 amino acids. NCBI's taxonomy places the organism in Eukaryota, Fungi, Ascomycota, Leotiomycetes, Helotiales, Mollisiaceae. The transcript has a single exon. The record is from RefSeq and is a predicted model, not a curated record.
CUUGUAAUACAAUCAGGUUCUUGCUUUGACUCAUUGUAUCCAACCCGUGACAGUUUCAACGGACGUCUUUCAACGGACGUCCAGUCUAAACUCCGUAAACUCCAUCACCAACAAAGUCUCGCGGCCAUAAAAACCCAAUUAUAUAUCUAACGACUUGUCCUUCUCUCUCAACCAAUUUCCCAACUUUCCAGCACUUUACCAAUAUCAUCCUUCACCAUGCCACCACCCAAAGUCAUCGUCUUCGGUCCCACAGGAGCAGUCGGUUCCGCAGCAGCACUCACAGCCUCAGAACUCGGCGCCCCCGUCAUCCUCGCCAUGCGCGACCCCUCAAAACCAAUCCCCGUUCUCUCAGAUCUCGAAAAGGCCGCCAACUUCACGCGCAUCUACGCCGACCUAACGAAACCCGACACGGUGCACGCCGCCAUCUCCACCACAGGCGCCAAACACGCGUUCCUGUACUGCGCGCACGGCACGCCAGAUCACAUGAAAGCCACCGUCCAAGCCCUGAAAGCGGCUGGUAUCGAAUUCGUCGUGUUCCUGAGCAGUUACACGGUGCGCGGGGAUCUGGAGGCGAUUCCGCCUGCCGAGGCGAUUCCGUACGUGCAUGCGCAGGUCGAGAUUCAGCUCCGGGAGGUGUUCGGCGAAAAGGGAUUCGUGGCGGCGAGGCCGGGGAGCUUUGCGAGUAAUACGCGGCAGUACGCGAAGGAGGUGAGGGAGGGGGAGGUGAGGAUGUAUCGGCCGGGGUUGAAGGUUGAUUGUAUUGUGCCGGAGGAUAUUGGGCGGGUUUGUGGGGGGAUUUUGGUGCGGGGACCAAGGGAUGGGGAGGAGAGGGCGGUUUAUUUGUAUGGGCCGGAGUUGUUGACGCAGGAGGGUACUGUAAAGGUUUUGGAGAAGGUGUUGGGGAAGGAGAUUAAGGUGAGGGAGUUGGAUGAGGGGGAGACGUAUAAGAUGUUCAUGGAUCGCGGGACGCCGGAGUAUUUUGUUAAGUAUAUGAUUAAUCUGAUGAAACGGAGUGGUACUGAAGAAUAUCAAGUGUACGGGUAUCCGGUGGCGAAGGAGGAGUUGUUGAACGUCGAGAAAUAUUCGGGGAGGAAAGCUACGACGUUCGAGGAGUGGGCAGAGCAGAAUAAGGAGAGUUUUGUUUCUUAAAGCUAGCACAAGCAGUUUUAGCAGGGAGCAUAAUCGCAAAAUCGGGCAUCAAAACAGCUGUAAGCUAUUGUCUAGAAUGAAAGGCAACUGAGCGUUGAGCUCUUUUAUUCUCAGCUGCUACUCGAUAAAGUUGCGGGAUUUAUUGAGAUCUUAAAAGAGGGAUUUCAAGUGACGCAGUGAAGCUCUCUGGUAUUCCUAGCUUGUGUAUAUUCGAAUGUAGCAUAAUUAAGCCAGAAACCGC